AUGGCUUCUACAACAACAAAGGCGGCUGCCAUGAAAUCGAUUCUGACACCGUCAAUCACUUUCGAAGGUCAUGGAGGGUUGAUUCGAUCAAUAUCCUACUUGCCAGAUGGCGAGCAAAUAAUCAGCGGAUCCCAGGAUAAGACCGUUCGGCGAUGGGAUCUGAAGGCUUGUGGAGAGAUCAAGAGCGCGCGCCGUGUUUCCGAGAAUGAUGUAUGGGUAGUGGCAGUAUCGGGGAAUGGUCGAUGGGUUGUCGCUGCUGGUGGAGAUUGGAAUAGUACGGAGCUGAAAGUCUGUGAGGUCGAGACUGGGAUUGUGAAGACAUUUGAAGGACACUCAAACCAGAUCACCUGUAUUGAUAUCUCUGCGGACAGCACGCUACUGGCGACCGGGGCUAAAGAUUUCACAGUGCGGAUAUGGAACUUGGACACAGGCAAACUCGUAGCUGGUCCAUUCGAAAGCGUCGCUUGGGUGGGCGCAGUUCGAUUCUCGCAAGACUCAAAGAAGCUCGCAGUCAGGUUAGAUAUGGGGACAUGCCUUGAGGUCUGGGAUGUUCAAAAACAAAAGUUGGAUGUGAGGAUAGGGAAGCUUUAUGGAGUCGGAGUCCUACCCGGUGUGCCAGUGUUUUGGACAAACAAAAACAAAAACAUCUUGACCGCAUUCACCUUUACGGUUGACGUUGCCUUGACGAUCUAUGAAUUCGACGCGUCGACACUGCCAGAGACUGUAGGAGCUUCCUUCGAAGGGCACACCGACACCAUUGAAAGUUUAGCUCUUUCAUUUGACUGUACUUUCCUUGCCAGUGCUUCCUCUGACAACACCAUCAAGCUCUGGGCUUUCGAGUCCCGCCAGCUCUUGGCUUCCUUCGACGCUUAUAAAAUCCACACCCUUAUCUUCUCACCAAACUCGCACCAGUUGGCGUAUACGACACACAACAAAGAUGACUACAAGAUCUACAUAUCAACACUCCACCCGACGUCCUUGCUCAGGCUAGUGUACGCAUUCCUCGCAAAUUCGACCCUUAAUGAUUUACUACAUUCUGACGCAACUCGUCGUCCUCCUGCGGGGCGCCUUAGACAACCGAUAUCUGUCAUACCUAGACCGCAAAGACCUCCGCCUACAAUCGACUCGCAGCAACCUGCUUUUGUCCGCAUCCGCAAACUUCUUCACUUCUCUUCUCGUACGAAUGUGACACCUCCUGCCCAACCUCGUAAUCCCUUGGAUGUCCCCGCUACAUUGCCUCUACCAUCCUCUCUCUCUGGGCAGACCGCAACUCGGUUUGAUCAUUUCGAAAUGAGUUCUCCGCCUCACCCCUCAAACCGAGUCACGCAGUUCCUACGGCAGCGUCUCUCAUUCCUUGUACCAAGACACAGCCUCGUGCCUCCAGUGGUUGAAGUCGCACCGGGACGAAAGGUCACUCGACUCGCUGCUGCCAAACUACCGGAAUACAAGAAAGUAGACGAUACCCGACAUCCGUCUAGCCAGCAGGCUACCAUGCCGCAGGAAAAUGACUCAACUGACAUUGAUUCGCUCCCAGAUGUGCAUUGGUGCAAGGCAUUCCUGUGCUAUUAUUCGUGCUGGUCUCACGGUAGACUGAGGAUGCCUCCGCGAUGGCGCUUGGAGCGGGUUGACGUACCCCGCCAGGGUGACACAGCAAAUAGCAGCCAUACUGGUGCUCAUGGUCGCAGUUAA
This is a messenger RNA of Suillus discolor, 1689 nucleotides long. RefSeq names its product WD40-repeat-containing domain protein. Gene Ontology annotation, molecular function: protein binding. NCBI's taxonomy places the organism in Eukaryota, Fungi, Basidiomycota, Agaricomycetes, Boletales, Suillaceae. The transcript is spliced from 6 exons. The coding region runs from base 1 to 1689 and encodes 562 amino acids. The record is from RefSeq and is a predicted model, not a curated record.